Molecule: messenger RNA, 1796 nt
Organism: Solea senegalensis (Senegalese sole)
Lineage: Eukaryota; Metazoa; Chordata; Actinopteri; Pleuronectiformes; Soleidae
Gene: eral1
Product: Era-like 12S mitochondrial rRNA chaperone 1
Exons: 11
Coding region: 147-1475 (442 amino acids)
Biological process (GO): ribosomal small subunit assembly
Cellular component (GO): mitochondrial matrix
Molecular function (GO): rRNA binding; GTP binding; ribosomal small subunit binding
Source: RefSeq, a predicted model, not a curated record
UUCUUGGUUUAAGCAAGAUGGUGUCGCCCUGUAAGCAAUGCGAGCGUAAACCAUGGAUGUAAACACGGAGCCUCACCUUUAAAAACCACGAGUUAAACUCAGUUCCCGCGACAGGAAGUGAACAGAUAAACGGUUAUCAGAGCGCCAUGGCUCUCAGAGUGUGCGCUCGCGUCGUCAGAGAAGCCUCGGUCUUCUCUGCGCGACACGGAAAUGCGUCAUGGGUCCUCACAGCGGGAAAUGCCGCCUGCAGCAGAGGAGGGAGGAGGAAUGGAUUUAUCUUCACUCCUGCUUGUUUCAUUACGUCAGAGGUGUUUCUCAACAGACUGACGAAAGGCAAAGCAGCAGAGGCAGAUGGCAGCUUUUAUCGCCUCCCAGCCUCAGUUCCGCCGGACAGCGGAGAGCACGUGUCUUUGUUGCUGAGACAUCCAGAUCAGCCCGACAAGCCAAAGCUUUUGAAAGUGGCUAUAAUUGGUGCCCCAAAUGCUGGGAAGUCCACAUUGUCCAACCAGCUCCUUGGCAGAAAGGUGUUUGCUGUGUCCAAGAAAGUACACACCACACGGUCACGUGCACUUGGUGUCCUCACGCAAGAUGAUACACAGAUUAUUUUGCUCGACACCCCUGGUCUCAUUCCUCCAUCAAAAGUUAAAAGACACCAGCUGGAGAAGUCUUUACUUGUGGAUCCCUGGAACACUGUCAAAGAAGCUGACCUACUGGUGGUGGUGGUGGAUGUGGCCGACAGAUGGACAUGCAGCAGGCUCGACUUUGAGGCGCUCAAGUGUUUGGCUCAGCAUCCAGACAUCCCAGCAGUCCUGGUCCUCAAUAAGGUGGACCUGGUGAAGGAUAAGAACAAGCUGCUGGAUGUCACAGCACAGUUGACAUGUGGUGUGGUGAAUGGACGCAGAAUCCGGGUCAGGCCAGUGAUCAAACCCCCGUGGGCUGAACAGAGGCCAUUGAGGGACUCGCUUGAUGAGGACAAUGCUGGUCCGGAGGGAAGCACUGAUCCAAACUCGAAGCUGAACAAAGAGCAGCUGAAAGUGCUCAGGGACCAGCAGGGCUGGGCUCACUUCAAAGAUGUCUUCAUGCUCUCCUCUGUGGACAGUGAGGAUGUGGAGCCGCUGAAGGGUUACUUUAUGGUUGCUGCAAAGCCGGGACCAUGGCAGUACCACAGUGAAGUCCUGACUGAUCAGAGUCCAGAGGCAGUCUGCACUAACAUCAUCAGAGAGAAGCUUCUGGAGAAUCUGCCGGAGGAAGUGCCUUACUCAAUGACACAGGCUGUUGAUCUCUGGCAUGAGGGAGAAAACGAUGAGCUCGCCAUUUCCAUGAAACUGUACGCCAAAAAAGAAGCUCACUUGCGGAUGGUGAUCGGCAAAGCCGGACAGUUGAUAGCACAGAUCGCUCGAGAGGCAAGCGAGGACCUGAGCCGCAUCUAUCUGAGGGACGUGAAGCUGAAGCUCGUGGUCAAGCUGAGGAAGUGAAGAGGGUUGCAGAGGACUUUAAUACUGAAGAGACAGACACUUAAAGGAAGGUAGAGUUCCAAUCAUCAGACUGAGGUGGAGUUAUGAGGUGGCAUCACCUAUAUACUGUAUAUCCACAGUCCCAGGGCUCUCACUGAGCUUGUACUUCUAUUUAUUUACCUGCUUAAAGAAUUGUAUGUAAACAUGAGGCUGACGUAACAUCAGUAGAAAUGUGUAGUGUAUAUAUUUAUAUAUAUGUAUAGGGCUGCAACAAUUAUUGGAUAAAUCAAUUACUAGACUGUCAACUAUGAGUGUUUUUUCAAUAAAUAACAAAUGUCCUGA